Chlorocebus sabaeus (green monkey) is the source of this 8825-nucleotide messenger RNA. The record is from RefSeq and is a predicted model, not a curated record. Lineage: Eukaryota; Metazoa; Chordata; Mammalia; Primates; Cercopithecidae.
AUGAAAAGGAAACGGGUGACUAGUGCCUCCUGGAUUCUUGAAUGGGAGAGAGUGAAGAGAGAAUCAGGCAGGGAGAUUUUCUGCACAAAUGUCACGGAAAGAGUGUUAGAGGUCGGAGGGCAUAGCCCAUCAAAAUACAUAUACACACAUAUAUAUGCGCACACACAUAUACACAUAUGUACAUAUACACACAUAUGUAUAUAUAUACACAUACACAUAUGUACAUAUACACACAUAUACAUAUGUACAUAUAUACACAUAUGUAUACAUAUAUACACACAUACAUACACAUGUACGCAUAUACACACACAUAUACACAUACGUUACAUAUAUACAUAUGUAUACAUAUACACACGUACAUAUAUACAAUGUAUACAUAUACACAUAUGUACACAUAUACACAUACACAUAUGUACAUAUAUACACAUAUGUAUACAUAUACACACAUAUACACAUAUGUACAUAUAUACAGACAUGUAAUAUGUACAUAUAUACACAUAUGUAUACAUAUAUACACACAUACACACAUGUACAUAUACACACGUACAUAUAUACAAUGUAUACAUAUACACAUAUGUACACAUAUACACAUACACAUAUGUACAUAUAUACACAUAUGUAUACAUAUAUACACAUAUACACAUAUGUACAUAUAUACAGACAUGUAUACAUAUAUACACACAUAUACACAUAUGUACAUAUAUACACAUAUGUAUACAUAUAUAACACACACAACAUUGUCCAAUACGAAUCUAAUGUGAGCCACAUGUAUAGUUUUAAUUUUCUAGUAGCCACUUGGAAAAGUAAAAAGUAGGUAAAAUUAAUUGUAAUAAUAUUUCUCAUUUAACUCAUUUUAUCUAAAAUAUUUCAGUAUGUCGUUAAUGUAAAAAUAUUAAUGAGAUAUUUUACAUUCUUUUUUCAUACUGAGUAUUUAAAAUCCUAUGUGUCCUUUACACCCAUAGCCCGUCUUAAUUCAGCCCAGCCACAUUCCAAGUGCACAGUAGACCCAUCUGGCUGGUGGCUACCAUCUUGGUUGGUGCAGCAUAAGGAAAUGAAUCAAGGUGUGAAGAGAAUACAGGGGGAAAGCUUGAGUGCAGUCCUGAAAGGACUGAAGGAAAGUAGAGUUGGAGUGGUUGUUUUGGUCACAACUGUAUGAAUCUCCUUGUGCCUCUCCCCACAAACCGUACCUGAUCUCUUUAGCCUAAAACAAUGAAAUGCUCUGAAUUUCUGUGGAAGCAGCAUACUAUACGUCCCAUUCCUAGGGUAGUUAGCUAUCUGCAUCUUGAUGAGAUGAAUGUUUUCUAGACUCUUGAACUGUUAAGAACAUCUUUGAUUAUUUGGAUUUUUCCAUUUGUGUCACCUAUGUGGUAAGUUAUUUGAGAGCCAGGAUCCAGUUCGAUUUAUUUGCAUUCCUCACCAGUGUUUGACACCUUUGAGACCUAGAUAAAUAUUAGUUUAUUUGAUUUUCAGCUGUAAAGCAAAGGUUAGCUUGAAAGGCUGAAUUCCAGCUCAGGAAGGAUGGCAUCUAGUUUGUACUGGAAACCUAAUGGUAUAUGAAUUGAACACAUAAACAUUAGGAUUUGUCACUUUGCAUUAGGAUUUGUCACUUUGUAUUAGGGGUUCCACACCCAGAAGGUGAAAAAUUGUUUGGUUUUUCUCCUUUGUAUCCAGACCUUUAAAAAAUCUUAUCAGUUCAUUCCUUUGAUAUUUAAGUUCCAAUGAUGAUACUAGUACCUUCUUGUAAGUAUAAAUAAGCUAUAUUUGGUGAUGAACCAGAGAUAAACAUUUGGAAGCUGCAACUGUUUCCAUGGGUUCUUUGUUAACAAUAACUUUGUUAUUAACAAACAUAGCCUAUGACAUCUACGCCAUGAAAUUCUUUUGAAAUCAAGUAUAGUAUUUUACAGUUGCCUUCAUUUGUUCUCUUUGACUGUAAUUGUUGGGUUGAAGCAACAGACUUAUCCAGAGAGCCAAGGCAAUUUAUUUUUACUGAAGACUACCUAAGAACUGCUUAGGUAGCUUUUCUCUGCAAGAUUAAAUGCGACCUUCAUGGAAUCAUGUUAGCAGGGCCAGCAGCUAGAAAAAUAAAGACUAAACCAAACCUUCAGCAACGAAAUUCCCAGCUGCUCAGUGGCUUAGAGCUUUCCUGAUUGCUUUCUUCCAAUGAAAACACUGUAGAUUAGUUUUAAGUGAAUUCUAGUAGGUUUGGGGAUUUGCAACUGACAGAAGAACAGCAAAGCAUAAUCUCACUUUAAAAUAAUAGUCCUGAAGGUAAAUCUUUAUUGGCUUUUUCUUGGGAUGCUGGGAUUUUUGUUCAUAUGGGAAAACUUAACUCAUACACACUGUUUAGCUGACCUUUGAAGGUAAGGCCCUAGAAGGCAGACAGAGGCUGGACACCUGGGGAUGUGCGUCAGGACUGCUGCUCCUCUUUCUUCUCUCCAUUGUAGAGGCUGGAAACUUGGGGAGCCUGCGAGGAAGGCCCCUGUAGGGAAUGUAGAUGACCUGCUCUUUCCACUUUUGGGUGCCGUCAUCCUGAUGAUUGGUGAAGUCAGGGCGAAUUGAAAAUGUUAUAGGAGAGGAUUUACUUAACUUACAGGUGCUUUUAAUGCAUUACGAUUUUUUUUUUUUUUUCUUGAAAGUCGUUGCAGUUUGGGAGAUGGGGUAGAGGAGAGUGCUCAACUGAAACAGUUGACUAUUUUGAUCAUUCAUCCAUUCAGUCAUUUAUUUAGUGGGUGUUUAUUCCGUGCUAACUGUAUGUAGAGGGAGAUAUAAAACGAAAGAAAAGUAAUCCUCUUGGAUUUGAGGUAGCCAGGUAGGUAGAUGGUCUGCAUUCCUUAGAGUGAGGAGCCUAAUUUAUCCAGAUAGAGAAAACACAAUUAGGUAAGUAAGAUGACAGUUCCAGAAACGAUUUUACUUAUCUGUGAAUCCCUUUUAGAGUUCUUCCAUGGGCCCUGUGGGGUUGUUUCAGAUUGUAGGGGAAGCCACAGUGCUAAUGUGACAGAUUUUUUGCCAAGUGUAUACAUUUUAUUUUAUUUUAUUUUAAGAACAGAUUCUUAAUAGACUGUAAAAUAGGCAUAAAACAAUGUAUUGUUUUGUUGUUCUUUCUGUUUUCCACAAUUCUCCCACAUUGAGUUCGGAACGUGGAACUAUGGUCUGGUGUCUUUUGUCAUUAAGGAAAACUGAUGCGGUUAAAUCCUGAUAAUUAUCUCCCCUCUCUACUUCCCCUUCCCUUGUGGGGAGACACUGUAACCAGCAGAGCUGCAGAAUCAGUACUCCUGCCCCCCACGGUAAAGUGAAGGAAGCUGAUGAAAGAUAUCCAGGAACUCCUGGCACUAUUUUUGAAAUUUUUAUGUGGAUUUGAAAUAAUUUCAAAAUAAAAAGAUUUUUUUACGGCUUCCCCUUAGUGCUCUAGAGUUACUGUUGCUUAUUUAAAAUAACAGCCUAAUAGAGUAUAUUUGUAAGUUCCUUUGUUUGCUUCCCCACAUGGAUCUAGAAGGGAUUUUAUGUAGCUCUUUUUCUAGGUAGGUCCUACUUUCACCUUGAAGGGAAAAGUGGCCCUUACUUCAUUUUGAAAAUGCCUCAUUUUCUCUCUUUGCGUGUGUGUGUGUGCGUGUGCGUGUGUGUGUUUGACCAUAGUGAAUAUUUAAGUUGCCUGAAAUUAAGGAAUAAUUAUCAUCCAUAAAAGGACUGAAGGAAACAGCGGCAGCAAGUAGGGAAGUCAUAAAUGCAUGUUGAAGCAUUCUUUUUUAAACUGUGGUAAAAUUUACAUAACAAGAUUUACCAUUAUAAUCAUCUUAAAAUGUAUAAUUUGGUGACGUUAAUGACAUACACAAGGUUGCCUAACCAUCACCACCAUCCAUUUCCAAAACUUUUUCGGUAUCUGGAUCAGAAUCUCUAUACCCAUUAAACAAUAAUCUGCUUCCUGCAGCCCCUGGCAGCCAGCAUUCUGCUUUCUGUCUGUGAAUUUGACCGCUCGGGGUGUCUCAUGUAAGUGGAAUCAUACAGUCUUUGUCUUUUCAUGUCUGGCUUAUUUUGCUCUGCAGAAUGUUUUCCAGGUCCAUCCAUGUUGUGGCAUGCAUCAGAACUUCAUUCCUCUUUAAGACUGAGUAAUAUUCCCACAUUGUGUUCGUGCAUUCAUCUGUUGAUAGACACUGGGGUUCUUAUUAAUUUGGCUAUUGUGAAUAAGGCUGCUGUGAUCAUUGGUAUAAAAGUAUCUGUUUCAGUCCCUGCUUUCAGUUAUUUCAAUUCUGUAGAAUGGCUGGGUCAUAUGGUAAUCCUAUGUUGACCGUUUGAAGAGCCACCAAAUUGUUUUCCAUAGCUGUACCAUUUUGCAUCCCCACCAGCAAUGCACACAGGUUCCAGCUUCUCCACACCUAUUGCAAACAUUUGUUAUUAUUAUCUUUUUUUUUUUUUUGGAUAGGGUCACCCUAAUAGGUAUGAAGUGGUAGCUCAUGAAGGUUUUGAUUUGCAUUCCCCAGUAACUAAUGAUGCUGGGCACCUUUUCAUGCGCUCCUAGCCAUUUGUCUGUCUUCUUAGGAGGAGUGUCUAUUCAAGGGCUUUCUUCAUUUUUGAUUUUCUUGUUGUUGUUGAGCUGUAGGUUUGAGUCAUUCCUUUUGUGGUUUUGAAAAUGACACACUAGUAAGUCUGAGAAACUAAGAUUCUCCCCAUUACAAUAUAUGUAGCAUGUGGGCAAAAAGUUCUGUUUUAGAAUUUUGAGAUGCUGUAAAGCUGAUGAAGCACAGUGUGGGGAAUUCACUUAUGCUGGAGUGAAGUAAAUCGGAGCGCAUGGGUAAGCAAGAAUCUGAUAGAAAGUACCUUCCCUUCUCGCACCAUGCUGCAAUUGGGAGUUUCCGUAGCAACGAUUGCCAGCCCCUUCCCUUCAUUUUUUCAGCUGCAGAAAUCAAGUAACCUGCUCAGUGUAUUGUGACCAGGUUAAGUACUCAGUAUGUUUUGUCGAACUGUGCAGUAAAUAAUUUUUUUUCUGUUGUAUUUUGAAUCCAGAAAUGUCUUGUGAGAGGAAAAAUAGCAGUGCUUGAAUAUGGUAGUGAAUUUAUUGUCGCGGCUGCCCUUGUGGUAACCUCUCUGCUUGGGACUCAUGAAAAAGGCCUUAGGGUUCUUCACUUCUGUGGUAUUUCAAGAUAAAAAUUAGUAAAAGCAGCCUCAGAAUAACAUUUGGGGGCUUAAGAAUUUAAAUAUAAUCCAUUCAAUAAUGGUUCAAUAGUAUUACUGAGUAGAUGAAAAAAAAUUGCCAUAACGACAGAUCUGUUAAGUAAAAUGAAUAAAAGCAUUUGUGUAUUUAUUGUGAAUUAUUCACAGCAUGAGAAGCCGUUCAUUUGUUCUUACAAGAGCUAUAGUAGAUAAAGAAAUUCAGUGAAAUAUCACAACUGUAUGGAAGCAAAUUCAUUGUUGGUUUAGUUUUAUGUCCUGUGGAAAUUUUUCAUUUUACUCAAUCCUUUGGAAAAGUUGAACUUUAUUGAAUAAUAUAGCCCGGCAAGGUCAUGUGUGGAUUAUAACUGAGUUGUAAAUAAUUGGAAGAAGAUGCAUAAUAUAUGCGUUGUGAAGCAGAGUGGUAAGAGGAGUUGCAAAAAUUUUUGUUCUCUUUAGGCUUGGGACAAAGAUUUUAAAAAUCCUUAAAAUUAGUUUUAAGUACUGUGAAAACAAACAUGAUAAUGAUGAAAUUAAAUUGAAGACUCUCUUUUGCAAACAAAUAUCUUAAAUAAAACCCUCAGAGGAAUUCAUUCCUUCAGCAGACAUUUUUGAACAGCUGCGUGUGAAGCCCUGUGCUGUGAAGAUGUAAAGUUGAAAAUUUCAGAUCCAUGCUUUCAAAGAGCUUAUCGUUUGGUUAGAGAGACAAGCAGGUAAAUAACCAUUCCUGGUCGUGAAAAGAAUGAAAGAUGGGCUUCAUGGAAGCAUAGCAAGCCAAAGGCUAAGGGACAGAAGAGGAAGAAGCUGUAUCUUCUUUUUAUUCUUUUUAAUUUACUGGAGUUACCCAUCAUGAACUAAGAGCUAUCUCUUUGACCAGAGAAACUGGGGCGUGCCUCACCACCGACUUCUGACUGGCCGGAAGGAGGGAGGCGAUGUCAUCUGGCGGCCAGUGGGUGAACAGGGCAUUUUUGGUUGAAAGAACAGCAAGAGCAAAGACAUGAAGGGUUGACAGUUUCUUCCGCUCCUGGUGCAUGGACCGCUCUCCAGGGUGGCUGGAACAAACAGAUGAGGGAGGGAGUGUCAGAGCCAGUUCCUGGUGGCCGCAAAUAUCUCACUCAGGGCAUGUGUUCCUGUUUCCCAGUAAGAAAUGGUUUUGUUCCGAGGAUACAGCCAGCUUUUUUCUUUUUUCUUUUGGAAGGUUAUUGAGGAUUUGGAACAUUUUCCCCUGUGCAUUUCAGAAAAUGAUAGCUAAUGACUGCGAGCAGCAGGGCGUGUCACAGCUGUGCACCUGCAGUGUUGGAGAGCAGCUCUAAGGCGUGUGCAUUUGUAGUCUGUGGUCCAUUGCGGGAAGGACUGGGUCGUGCCUUUGAUAAUAGCCAGGCCUGUCUUUGAGGUGCUUUUAUAUAAGUUUCUAAGAGGAAAUGAUGAAUAGGAACAAAAAUAUUUUUUGUACUAUCUUUUGUUUGGUUUGAAUCGGUUUGUAAAGAGAGUGUUUAUGGAUAAGUUUAUAAUCCUCAAGUAAGGAGGAAUUAAAGACAGUUGGCUCCAAUUCAGGUAAGAAACCCAAGUUAGAGAAUCAAAGAUAAUGGCAAGACCCCCCAGAAACAAUGCCUUCAUAGGGCAGAAGACAAGACAGGUCUUCCUAUCCGCCCAGAGUGUCCCCAGGUCCUCUGAGUGAUGCCACGCCAGGCCAUGGAAGGGCUGGGAGAACACCUAAGGUGCAAACCUUAGCCAGCGGGACUCAGGAACUGGAGGGAGCCCUGGAGCUGGCCGUGCCAUACUGAGGCUUCUUCCCUGCAUUGUGACCACAUGGAUGAUCCAGGAAAAUUCACCUCUGUCAAGGUCAACAGACAACCUUUAAAUCGACUGCCUCCUUAAUUCCCAUUUGUCACAUAACACAGUCUGUUCACAGGUCGCAGAGGCUAGCAUGUGGGAUACUUGGGACGCAUUAUUCCACCUGCAUCGUGUUUUAACCAAACCACCUCACACUCUUCAUCCCACGCAGCUACAGAGUGGCUGGGGAGGUGUGACCAUCAGGUGCCGAGGCCCUCACAGCUGGGGUGACCGGCUGCGGUGAUGGCAUUGAUUGGAUGUUUGCCAGACUCUUCACUUCCCUGGGGGGAUAAAUUGGAAGGUGUUAUUCAAAGGCCUAGAUAUUUCUGUGGUUUACUUCAGUAUUUCACCGUCUCCCCUCUAUUGUCAGUAACUGCCUGUUUUGAACCGGUUAUGUGUUGUGGAGGGCUGAGCCACAUGACUCGCGUGGACACGGUACCCUCAUACGCGUUGGCUGAAUUCAGUUGCAGUGAUUGACUCGGUCCUCCAACUGUUAUUUCCUGUCCAGACACAAAGACGCCUGCAGGACAUUGGUGCCUCUGGGCUCAGGCACUGGUGUUUCCCGGUAGGGAAGGCGGACCGGGGCAGCAGGAGGAAAGCGCGUCAGCGGGUGUGUGCCCUGGCUGGACUGGGGGAUUUCCUCCACUUAGUCGGCAGGGACCCUUGCUAAGGUGCAAGGACACAUGGCUGACUGUGAACUAGCAGCUUGCAGGGAAACCUUCCAGCAUUUUCUCCACCGCGGCUCUCAUGUUCCCUGUGGAGCAGCUUCUUUGUAUCACCAAUGGCUCAAACAUGCGGUCGUCCCCAGUCAUUUGCCCUUGUCGUUGUUCUUCCUUUUGUUGGGAAUGUCUUUCUUCUCUUCCACCUGAGGAUCCCUCGGCUUCCAGGCCCAGUUCAGAUGCCCCCUCUUCUAGGAAGCCUUCCAGAGUCCUCUCUUUCUUCUGGGUUUUUACAUAAAAUAUUAAAACUCCCCCAUAGGCCUUUGAAAAAAUUUAUCUAUUUAAAGUGCAGAGUCAUGUUAUUGUAAGGCGGAUGAACCAGUGGGGGUGAGUCUGAUGCAGAGAGGGAACCCACACCGAAUGUGUCAGAUGCCCGUAAUCAGUGUGAGCAGUGGCGGUGGGUGCCUGGCCGCAGGGCAGCCGCCCGCUCCAGUGUGCUCAUCCCGGGGGCUUCGACUCACCUCCAGGACACCACGUCUUGCUUGAAAGCUUGCUUUAAUGCUGACGUGCCUGCCUUCGUCUUUGCAGGGUAAGCCCUUUGAGGCCAGAGAUCAUGUCUUCAUCAUCUUUGCAUACUCCACACAGCUUUAGAUAAUGCUUGGCACACAGCGAUUUUCAUGUGGUUGGCUGGUAAGGUUUUUGGAAUGAAAAGUUGAACCAACGUAAUUCAAAAGUGUAUUAACAUCCUUAGCUGGAUUCACCCGGAAAAUGGCAUGUAAAUAGUAAAAUUGUUUUUUCGGUUGCAUGCUUUUUGUAGUCAUUUUGUUUUCCUUGAUUAUCAUUUGUUCAUAAGUUUAUCCAUCACAACAUAUAGUUAAUAUCAUCUGCUUUAUCUUCCUCAGUCCUUGCCCUCAGUGAGUUUUCCCAGGAGGAAUUCAUCCACUUUCUUAUCAGUGAGUGAUUACUACAUGUCAUUAUGUGCAAGCUACUGUACUUGAUGUUUUGGGAUGAAUGAGAUGGGAUUCCUCCUUACAGGACUUUAUACAGAGAUAAGCCUGUUGCCAAGUACGUGGAGCUGUAAGCUUUGGUUGCAUCAGAAGGUGGAAGGAGGCUAAGUGCAGUGGCUCAUGCCUGCAAUCCCAGCACUUUGGGAGGCUGAGAUGGGAGGAUCACUUGUGGCCAGGAGUUCGA